AUGCCUCUUAAACCUGCAGUGCCGUCCAAAAUCUCGAAACUCAAAAUCCCGACAGACCAAAAUCCUGAAACUCAAAAUCCUGAAAUCCAAAAUCCUGACAGGUUCAAAAUCCUGACAGACACGAAAUCCUGA
Funneliformis geosporum is the source of this 132-nucleotide messenger RNA. Lineage: Eukaryota; Fungi; Glomeromycota; Glomeromycetes; Glomerales; Glomeraceae. The record is from the annotation of a GenBank genome assembly.